AUGAAGGUUCUUAAGAAGGCGACCGAAUACUGUGAGGACAAGGACCUGAAAGAAAUGUUUGACAUGAAUAUUGGGGACUACGACUCCCUUAACAAGUAUGCGAUUAAGGUGUUCGAUGCUAUGGCAAAUGACACCCUCGCUGUGGAAGCCAAAGAGCUGUUUAAGCCUCGCUCUGAGUCGGCCGUACUGCCUGACGUGGCCAUCUACACUGUUGUCAUUUGGGCCUGCAUCUGUUUCAGCAACAUCAAGGCUGCUCACAACGUCUACCAGUGUAUGAUAGAUAACGGUGUCGCCCCCAACUCCUGCACUUACAUUAUACUCAUCAAUACACUUGCAAAUAACUCAUCUUCUGAUGUCAAUUUUGUUUGGUAUGCCAAGAAGUAUUUUUUGGAAAUGUUGGCUAAGGGGAUGACGCCUCCUUCAUCUUCCUACAUGGCCGUCUUCAAAGCCAUUGCACGCCAGGAGCCGGUGGUGAAGGCCAAGGAGGCAAGGAGUUUCUUGAGCAGAUACAAGCAAAGGGGUUCAGCCCUAAGUUAG
Molecule: messenger RNA, 537 nt
Organism: Rosa rugosa (rugosa rose)
Lineage: Eukaryota; Viridiplantae; Streptophyta; Magnoliopsida; Rosales; Rosaceae
Product: pentatricopeptide repeat-containing protein At4g38150-like
Exons: 1
Coding region: 1-537 (178 amino acids)
Molecular function (GO): protein binding
Source: RefSeq, a predicted model, not a curated record